AUGGCCAAACAGAUGCCCAUUAUUACUGUGCUGGCCACACAGAUGCCCAUUAUUACUGUGCUGGCCACACAGAUGCCCAUUAUUACUGUGCUGGCCACACAGAUGCCCAGUAUUACUGUGCUGGUCACACAGAUGCCCAUUAUUACUCUGCUGGCCACACAGAUGCCCAUUAUUACUGUGCUGGCCACACAGAUGCCCAUUAUUACUCUGCUGGCCAAACAGAUGCCCAUUAUUACUCUGCUGGCCAAACAGAUGCCCAUUAUUACUCUGCUGGCCACACAGAUGCCCAUUAUUACUGUGCUGGCCACACAGAUGCCCAUUAUUACUGUGCUGGCCACACAGAUGCCCAUUAUUACUCUGCUGGCCAAACAGAUGCCCAUUAUUACUCUGCUGGCCACACAGAUGCCCAUUAUUACUCUGCUGGCCACACAGAUGCCCAUUAUUACUCUGCUGGCCACACAGAUGCCCAUUAUUACUCUGCUGGCCACACAGAUGCCCAUUAUUACUCUGCUGGUCACACAGAUGCCCAUUAUUACUCUGCUGGCCACACAGAUGCCCAUUAUUACUCUGCUGGUCACACAGAUGCCCAUUAUUACUCUGCUGGUCACACAGAUGCCCAUUAUUACUGUGCUGGCCACACAGAUGCCCAUUAUUACUCUGCUGGCCACACAGAUGCCCAUUAUUACUCUGCUGGUCACACAGAUGCCCAUUAUUACUCUGCUGGUCACACAGAUGCCCAUUAUUACUCUGCUGGCCACACAGAUGCCCAUUAUUACUGUGCUGGCCACACAGAUGCCCAUUAUUACUCUGCUGGCCACACAGAUGCCCAUUAUUACUCUGCUGGCCACACAGAUGCCCAUUAUUACUCUGCUGGUCACACAGAUGCCCAUUAUUACUCUGCUGGCCACACAGAUGCCCAUUAUUACUCUGCUGGCCACACAGAUGCCCAUUAUUACUCUGCUGGUCACACAGAUGCCCAUUAUUACUCUGCUGGCCACACAGAUGCCCAUUAUUACUCUGCUAGUCACACAGAUGCCCAUUAUUACUCUGCUGGCCACACAGAUGCCCGUUAUUACGAAAGUUGUCACAACUUUUAAUAAAGCAGCUUUCAGGUCUUUGGUCAUUUCUUAA
Procambarus clarkii (red swamp crayfish) is the source of this 1131-nucleotide messenger RNA. RefSeq lists its product as uncharacterized. Lineage: Eukaryota; Metazoa; Arthropoda; Malacostraca; Decapoda; Cambaridae. The record is from RefSeq and is a predicted model, not a curated record.